Mucor mucedo is the source of this 683-nucleotide messenger RNA. RefSeq lists its product as uncharacterized. The transcript has a single exon. Bases 34 to 576 code for a protein of 180 amino acids. The record is from RefSeq and is a predicted model, not a curated record. Lineage: Eukaryota; Fungi; Mucoromycota; Mucoromycetes; Mucorales; Mucoraceae.
AAAAAAACCCACUUUUUUUUUUUUUUUUACAUUAUGGAUAUUAAGAAUUUACUUUGUAACACCAACCCUACAUAUCUCGAGUAUUCAAAGCAUGCAUUUGAAUACUGUCCUCCUUCCUCUCCAUCUGGUUGGUCCAGUGCCUCUUCCAUUACAUCCGAAUCCAACACAACCGCUGGAUCACUCUCACCCAUCAUUUCACCCAUCCGAACCACCAAACAACAUCAGACACGUACACCUUGGACCUCUUCCGAAGAUUAUCUGUUAGAGAAGGGCUACUUACAAGGAUUAUCAUGGGCCAUGAUCUCGUCAAAAUACUUACCCCAUCGUUCUCGUGGUUGCUGUUGGGGAAGAUUUAAAACACUUUCAACAAAGUCAACUGAAAAGAAGAGUUGGUCUGAAUCUGAAGAUCGUGUCUUGGUUGGUGCCAUCAGGAAGCAUACAAGAUUAUUCAAGCAAGCUUGGAGAUCUGUCGCUCUUGAUUUAAAUGAUAGAGACUGGAGAGAAUGCGAGUCAAGAUCUGCACGUAUCUCUGCUUUACUAUCAACUCAGCAAAAGAGACACGCAUUAUCUUCUUGAAUAACCUCUCUUUAACUCUCUCUUUUAUGGUCCCUCUAUCCUUCUUUUUUUUUUUAUUAUUUUUCAUCUUUACUAUUGCAUCUCACAUCAUAUACACUUUAUGUAAC